This is a messenger RNA of Mauremys reevesii (Reeves's turtle), 1907 nucleotides long. Its product is annotated as beta-1,4-galactosyltransferase 1-like. Lineage: Eukaryota; Metazoa; Chordata; Testudines; Geoemydidae. The transcript is spliced from 6 exons. The record is from RefSeq and is a predicted model, not a curated record. The coding region runs from base 40 to 1071 and encodes 343 amino acids. Gene Ontology annotation, molecular function: cytoskeletal protein binding; beta-N-acetylglucosaminylglycopeptide beta-1,4-galactosyltransferase activity. Gene Ontology annotation, biological process: protein N-linked glycosylation; carbohydrate metabolic process.
GCAGGGCCGGGGUGCGCCCGCGCGGCUGAGCGCGCCAGCAUGAAGGAGGCGCAGGGCGGCGGGGCGCUGCCCGGCUCCUCGCUGCAGCGGGCCUGCCGCCUGCUCGUCGUCUUCUGCGCCCUGCACCUCUCGGCCACGCUGCUCUACUACCUGGCGGGCGGCGGCGACCUGCGCCCGCCGCGCAACCCCGAGCCGCCGCCGCGCAGCCCGCGCCCGGCCAACAGCUCCCGCGCCACGCCCGGGCCGCCGCCGCCGGACUGCCCCGACCCGUCCCCGCUGCGGGUUGGUGCACUGAAUGUGGAAUUUUCCCAGCCUGUGAAUCUUGAGGAAGCUGAGAGGAUAAACCCUAAAGUGAGAGAAGGAGGCCGAUAUGCUCCAGAAGACUGUAAAGCACUUCAGAAAGUAGCAAUCAUCAUACCAUUCAGGAACCGUGAUGAGCAUCUGAAGUACUGGCUGUAUUAUCUCCACCCAAUCCUUCAAAGGCAACAGCUUGACUAUGGAGUGUAUGUCAUCAAUCAGGGUGGAGAAGAAACCUUUAAUCGUGCUAAACUUCUGAACAUAGGCUUCAAAGAAGCUUUGAAAGAAUAUGACUAUGGUUGCUUUGUAUUUAGUGACGUAGACCUAAUUCCAAUGGACGACAGAAACAUCUACAAGUGUUACAGCCAGCCACGGCACCUUUCUGUAUCGAUGGAUAAGUUUGGAUUUCGUUUACCGUACAAUCAGUAUUUCGGAGGUGUGUCUGCGUUAAGCAAGGAGCAAUUGGUAAAAAUCAAUGGAUUUCCUAAUAAUUACUGGGGCUGGGGUGGCGAAGAUGACGACAUUUAUAACCGGCUGUUUUUUAAAGGUAUGAGAAUAUCUCGCCCAGAUGCUGUAAUUGGGAAGUGCCGAAUGAUUCGCCAUUCAAGAGACCGUAAUAAUGAACCCAACCCACAGAGGUUUGACAGAAUUGCUCACACAAGAGAGACAAUGAAUUCGGAUGGCUUAAAUACGCUGUCAUACAAGGUAGUGAAAACUGAGAAAUACCCACUGUAUACCAAAAUCACAGUGGAUGUUGGCUCACCAAAAAACUAGUGUUGGAGAGGCAGAAGUGAAGACUUGGAAGCUACCAGGAUAUCUGAUCCAUAGGAUUUUUAUAUGUACUGUUUGUACAGUCAGAAUGAAAAAGAGAGCCUCAUUCAGCUAUGCAAAGUUUUUCCCAGUCUCCUGGACAAGUGAGACUUUUUAAUCCCAAACUUGACUUUACACAACUUUCUAGCUCUACAAUAUUUUUGUAAGUUUUAGAAACUGUAAAUAAGAGUUGUAAAUAUUUACAUUGCCAGAAAAUGCUGGACAUUAUGUAUCUGCUGCAGUGCUCCCCACAAAUAUUUUAUUCAAAUGUUGUUAUUGUUCACAAACAAAUGAUGAAUCAGCAAUUACUUUAUUAUUAUUAUUACCCAUAUUAUUUCUUCCAUAGGUUAAAUUAAGUAGACGAGAGCACUGCUUUAAAUUCUUUGCUGUUGUUACUUUAUGAAGGACUGGAAAAUGCUGCUAAAAUUGUACAAGUUUACACUUUGUAUUAGAUUUUUUUUAAUGGAGGCAGUAUCAUUUAUUCUUGUCUAACAUCAGCCAAACCAAACAUUUUUUCUUUAAUUUUAUGCAGAGCACGUUUUGGAAAAAUUGAUCUUACAAAAUCUAACAGCAACAGAUUUUAUUAUCUCAGAGGGGAUUUUAAUAACUUGGGUCCCAAUCCUCCAGUGAGCGCUAUAUAGACAGGACAUUUAGGCUUGGUGGGAGCUGCACAGGACGGUAUAAAUAUUAUGCUUGGUGCAAGAAGUGCUGUGUCCAGGUGACCUGCUCGGAAAGAUCUCUUGUUAGAUAGAGCAGUGUAAGAUGCAUUCUAUUUUUUAAGAGAGGCAAUUUGGUUGUAA